AUUUUUUCAAUUACUAUUAUAGCAUCAAUUCUAAUUAUCAUCACCAGUGUAGUUAUAACUCUAGCUUCCAUUUUAUCAAAAAAAGCACUAACAGAUCGUGAAAAAUGUUCCCCCUUUGAAUGCGGAUUUGAUCCCAAGUCUUCUUCACGACUACCUUUUUCACUUCGAUUUUUUUUAAUUACAAUUAUUUUCUUAAUUUUUGAUGUAGAAAUUGCCCUUAUUUUACCUAUAAUUUUAAUUAUUUCAAUUUCUAACAUCAUUAUAUGAACUACAACAAGUAUUGUAUUUAUUAUUAUCUUAAUUAUUGGACUAUACCAUGAAUGAAACCAAGGUAUAUUAAAUUGAUCAAAUU
Molecule: messenger RNA, 352 nt
Organism: Bactrocera dorsalis (oriental fruit fly)
Lineage: Eukaryota; Metazoa; Arthropoda; Insecta; Diptera; Tephritidae
Source: the annotation of a RefSeq genome assembly